AUGGCUGCAGUUCACAGCGUAAAUCCAAAGGCGUUUCAGGUGGAACACAGCCGCUUGUCGAGCAGUGAGGAAUGGGCUUUGGCUUCACCCGGGCCUACCUCUCGCUCUCUCGCUCUGACCCUGUUCUGUCCGUCCGCCGGCUUUUUCACCGCUGGAGAAAUGACGGCAUUAGGCAAACGACGCAAACGAGAGCCAAUCAGCAGAGAGACAGGGCAGACAGCGGGAGGGGGCAGGGGUGCGGAUGUUAACAGAGAUGUGAGCCGGACUAAAGGAGCGCUCACAGAAGAUGAAGAGGAGAAGGCCAGAGCUGCUGAAGACCCUUCCCCCUGGACCUUUGACAAAUUGGGCUCCGUGCACAUCUCGCCGGCCCCCAGUCGCUGUACGUCUCCGAGGAGGAAGCCGCGUCUCCCAAGCAGUAAAGUGGAAAAACCAACGCCAGUGCAGGAAUUUAAUGAGCUUGCGGACUGCACUGAGACUGGAUACUCAUGGGUCGGAACCAGCCCGGUCCCACUACGGGCUUCAUUUAAGGCCAUCAAACGCGGGAUACUGGGCUAG
Messenger RNA from Knipowitschia caucasica, 555 nucleotides. The record is from the annotation of a GenBank genome assembly. Lineage: Eukaryota; Metazoa; Chordata; Actinopteri; Gobiiformes; Gobiidae.